This is a messenger RNA of Microplitis demolitor, 4259 nucleotides long. Its product is annotated as polyamine-transporting ATPase 13A3-like. Gene Ontology annotation, cellular component: membrane. The record is from RefSeq and is a predicted model, not a curated record. The coding region runs from base 186 to 4178 and encodes 1330 amino acids. Gene Ontology annotation, molecular function: polyamine transmembrane transporter activity; ATP binding; P-type transmembrane transporter activity. NCBI's taxonomy places the organism in Eukaryota, Metazoa, Arthropoda, Insecta, Hymenoptera, Braconidae. Gene Ontology annotation, biological process: intracellular calcium ion homeostasis; polyamine transmembrane transport. The transcript has 6 exons.
UACGUGAGUGAGCCUUGGAUGUGCCAUAGUAGCUGAUAAGAGACAAGCUUUGAGUUUAGUCGGUUGUGUCAACCGGACAAUAUUUGUGCUGAAGUGCUUACCAAUUUACUUGGAUUUAUUAUUAGGAUACAUAUAUAAAUAUAAAUAUAAAUAAAUAUAUAUAGUUUAAUUUAUUGAUAGUAAUAAUGCCCGCGACUCCGAGCAAGCUCAAUUCGAGCUUUGCUAGAAAUGCAUACAAUGCUUUUAAUAAUCGAACGCCAACGGAUAAUGUUGACACACAAGUUGAACAAAAAACUGAAUUGUUGGAGGGCACGAGGGGCAAUGAACUGUUGCAGCUUAAAAACGGAGUGGAUUAUAUUAAUCCUGGUGAAGAAGAUCAGAUGGAAAUUUACGGAUACCGUAGGAAUAAAAUCUUUACAAUAAUCACUUGGCUCCUGAUAAUAGCAACUGGUGGUCUCCUACGUCUUGUAUUUCAUUGGGUACCACAUUUGAUGGUACGAGCAACUCAUUCUAAAUGUUCACUUGACGAGGCUGAUACUGUGCUGCUGAUCGAAAGAUUUCAAGGCAAACAUGCUUACUAUUAUGUAAAAAAACUAAAGACACUGACUGCUGCUGAUGUAUCUAAAAAUGCACUGGACAGCGAGACACUGAUUGAUGAAUCUUGGAAUGAUGCGGCUAGUGUCAAUUCAACGGAUCUGGCUGGCGUGACAACUAUUGAUGAUACUCUGAAACUGUCGGUUCACUUGCACAGCGGACAUUUUAAACGAGUGUCCUCUAUUUUGAUGUUCACAUGCAAAAAACUUGUUUACAUCUGGGAUAAUGAACGAGGCGAAUUUCUUAAGCUAGCUGGCUUAGAUACUGGUGUUUCUACAUCAACGUUACACCAAAUGCCGGGAUUGACUUCUCAGGAACAAUUUCUGAGGCGCAGCGUCUAUGGCAAGAACGAAAUAAAAAUCCCUCUGAAAAGUUUUUUCCAUUUAUUGUGUCUCGAAGCACUGAAUCCAUUUUACGUUUUCCAAUUGUUCAGUUUCUGUCUGUGGAUGGCCGAUGUUUACUACUAUUACAGCGCAGCAAUUAUAUCGAUGGCUUGUUUCAGUAUGACAAUGGCUGUCAUCCAAACCCGCCGUAAUCAACAUAAACUAAGUUCGACAGUCCAUUCAUCAGAUGUAGCUACAGUUAUGAGAAGUCGAGAGACCGGCAAAACUGACUCAAUAUCAUCUGACCAGUUGGUUCCUGGUGAUAUCCUAGUGAUUCCUCCCUACGGUUGUCUGAUGCCCUGUGACGCAGUUCUUCUUACUGGAAUGUGCAUCCUCAACGAGUCGAUGUUAACUGGAGAAUCCGUGCCCGUCACCAAGACCCCGGUCCCAUCUUCAGCGGAUAUGAUAUACGAUACCAAAGAACACGCACGUCAUACCCUCUUCUGCGGCACGAAAGUACUCCAAACUCGAUACUUGGGAGGUGAAAGAGUCCUUGCUGUAGUAAUUCGCACGGGGUUUACUACCAGCAGAGGAGAACUCGUGCGAUCAAUAAUGUACCCGCCACCUGUUGACUUCAAAUUCGAACAAGAUUCAUACAAAUUCGUUGAAUGCCUAGCGUGUGUCGCAGCCAUUGGUGCUAUUUAUACAUCAAUAACCAAAUCAAUGCGCGGCGUACCUACUGGUGACAUUUUUCUAGAGGCUUUGAAUCUCUUUACUGUAGUAGUUCCACCAGCGCUGCCUGCUGCCAUGACAAUAGGGCGUUUGGUAGCCCAAAACCGACUUGAGAAGAAACGGAUUUAUUGCACAAUGCCUCGUGCUGUUAUCGUUUCUGGAUCUAUUGAUUGUGUUUGUUUUGAUAAAACUGGAACCCUUACAGAAGAUGGACUAGAUAUGUGGGGAGUAGUUCCAGUGAUAGACACUCAAUUUUUUGUACCGAUCAAGUCAAUUGGCACGUUGCCUCUAUCGGAAAUGCUGUUUGGCAUGGUCACUUGCCAUGAAAUAACAAUCAUUGAUGGAUCAUUGGUUGGAGAUCCACUGGAUCUAAAGAUGUUCGAGUCAACCGGCUGGACCCUUGAAGAGCCUGAUGUAUCGGAUAACACCAAGUUCUCAAUGAUGUUCCCUAUAAUCGUACGCCCGCCUAAAAAUUCAAAAUUUCCGCAAACUUACCAAGACUUACAACCAGACAUGUCUCAAAACCAAGAUAAUUCAAUCAUUAACUCCGAAAUAGAAAACUUGUCACUAAACAAUUUGGCUGUUUCGGAUGCGGAAUUAGCUGAGCAAGGAUUAGAAAUAGGAAUUGUAAGACAGUUUCCUUUCACAUCGAGCUUACAGCGUAUGAGUGUCAUCACCCGGACGUUGGGUGCUACGCACUAUGAUCUCUACUGCAAAGGAAGUCCGGAAAUGAUCCAAAGUCUAUCACGCCCAGAAUCAAUCCCUGCAGAUUUUGCUUCAGUUCUCCAGGAAUACACCUCCGAAGGUUACCGUGUGAUUGCAAUGGGACACAAACCACUCAAUAAAUUAACUUACGCCAAAGUUCAGCGUUUGAGCCGUGAGUCUGCGGAAAUUGAUCUCCAUUUCCUGGGUUUCGUUAUCCUAGAAAAUCGACUCAAGCAAGAAACUACUCCAGUUAUAGAAGAACUUAAUCGUGCAUCAAUAAAGACAGUAAUGGUUACUGGCGAUAACAUACUUACGGCAUUGUCUGUAGCACGUGAUUGUGAAAUGAUACAAUCAGACAUGCCAGUUAUUGCUGUAACUGCGCUACAACUUGGUCAGCAAAAGCCACAAUUAUAUUACACCCGCAGUGAUCAUACCGUUUCGUCACCAAUGCCCUCAAGCAUUAGCGUAAUAACCAAUCCGGAUAGCAUCGAUUGGUUAGAAAUAGUCGAAAAUGGUACUUUCGGAUGCACAGAUGAGAUCUAUUUCGCAGACGACUGUUACAAGUACAAUACUAACAAGUAUGUUUUUGCGGUUGAUGGCAAAACCUGGGCCAUAAUCAAACAAUACUAUCCAGAACUUCUUCCUAAAAUAGCAACACGUGGUGCGAUUUUCGCACGGAUGUCACCAGAUCAGAAGCAACAGCUGGUUCAAGAGUUACAAAGUCUUGGCCACUAUGUCGCCAUGAUCGGAGACGGUGCCAAUGAUUGCAGUGCCCUGCGGGCUGCACACACUGGAAUCUCACUCUCCGAUACGGAAUCAUCAAUAGCAUCUCCAUUUACCAGCCAGGUUACCAAUAUCUCUUGCUUGCUGGCUGUUAUCCGGGAAGGACGUGCUGCUUUGGUCACCUCGUUUGGUAUCUUCAAGUACAUGGCGGCUUAUUCACUAACACAAUUCGUCUCAGUGAUGAUUUUAUACGAAAUAGAUUCCAACCUAACGGAUUUCGAGUUCUUGUAUAUCGACUUACUGAUCAUAUCAGUGUUUGCAUUCUUUUUACCACGUACUGCAGCGUAUGAUGGUCCGCUGUUCAACAAACCUCCAGUGACUAGUUUGAUCAGCACAUCCUCACUAUUGAGCCUCGCGACGCAAAUGAUCAUUAUCACCGGGUUUCAAUGUUGGAGUUACUUUAACCUCAAACAGCACGAUUGGUACGAACCGUUCGAUGCCGACGGAAAAGAAUACAAAGACGACGUCUCCUGUUUAGAGAACUACACCCUCUUUACCAUCAGCUCAAUGCAGCAUAUUAUACUCGUUGCAACCUUUUCCAAAGGAUACCCAUAUCGCAAAAGUUUUUUUACCAACCACGGGUUGAUGACGUACUUCAUUUUGAUGUCUCUAAUGUCUAUUUACUUGGCUAUGGGUCCAUUUGAGUGGGUACGUAACCUAUUAGAACUGGAAAUGCCGCCAGAUUUGUCAUUUAGGAUGAGAUUGGUCUUAUUCGGUGCAGCCAAUUUGAUUAUUUCAUUACUCGUCGAAUACUUCAUAGUUGAUUACUUAAUUUCCGGUAAACUGCCAUACCGAUGGCAGAAUGCCAACAAAUCAAAACCCAAGUUUUUGGCAAUCGAACGCGAUAUGUCAAAAAACAUGAAAUGGCCACCUUUGACACGAGAGCCUCCGACUCCAGAUGUCGCAAAAGCUGAUUUGAUAAGACGGAACACGCUUACGGAAAUAAAAAUAGAGAAGCGUAUUUCUGAUAAUGAAAUAGCCUUGGGACAGAUAACAUUGUCACGACCCCCAAUAAUUACGGCAUUAGCUGGCAGCUUAUGAUGCAUUUACGAGACUCAAAGUGGGAAGGAAAUGCGGGAGCUGUUGCACAAAUGAAAUAAUGGUCCUAUGCAAUCUUGUAGA